CCCGUGGGUUUUUUUACUGCGACUUCUUUUGGCGCUGAGGCGACGAGUACCCGGCUUCGCGCAGAUCCUGGACUGACGCCCCGUGUCGGUCAUAGCUGACUGCCCCACACCGUCCCCUGAGCAUUCUCUUGCUUGCACACACUCUAAAUCCGCGUGCAGGGUCCUACUCCAUGGACCGCGAGCCUCAUGAACCCUCCGCUGGCGUCAUCUCGGUUCCAAACCAGCCGCCCAGCGAGCCUUCUGGGCCUGGUCCUCAGGUGCCCAGCGCAGGGGGCGACUCAGGCACCAUGAGCCAGGACACAGAGGUGGACAUGAAGGAAGUGGAACUGAACGAGCUGGAACCCGAGAAGCAGCCGAUGAACGCGGCGUCUGGGGCGGCGAUGGCCGUGGUCGUGGCGGGCGGCACCGAGAAGAAUGGUCUGGUUAAGAUCAAGGUGGCUGACGACGAGGCGGACGCGGCGGCCGAGGCCAAGUUCACGGGCCUGUCUAAAGAGGAACUGCUGAAGGUGGCGGGCAGCCCCGCCUGGGUACGCACCCGCUGGGCGCUGCUGCUGCUCUUCUGGCUCGGCUGGCUGGGCAUGCUGGCCGGCGCCGUGGUCAUCAUCGUGCAGGCGCCACGCUGCCGCGAGCUGCCAGAGCAGAGAUGGUGGCACAAGGGCGCCCUCUACCGCAUUGGAGACCUUCGGGCCUUCCUGGGCCAAGAGGCAGGCAACCUAGCGGGCAUCCGGGUCAUCCUGGACCUCACUCCCAACUACAAGGGCCAGAACCCUUGGUUUCAAUCCAUUCAGAUUGACACUGUGGCCAUCAAAAUGAAGGAAGCUCUGAGGUUUUGGCUGCAGACCGGUGUGGACGGGUUUCAGGUCCGGGACGUGCAGAAUCUGACAAAUCCGUCUUCAUUCUUAGCUGAGUGGCAGAACAUCACUAAGAGCGUCAGUGAUGAUCGGCUCUUGAUUGCAGGCACAGACUCCUCCGACCUUCAGCAGAUCCUGAGGCUACUUGAACCCACCAAGGACCUGUUGUUGACUAGCUCUUACCUGUCACACUCCAGCUUAACUGGGAAUCAUACAAAUUUCCUGGUUACCCAAUAUCUGGACGCCUUUGGCAGCAACUGGUGCAGCUGGAGUGUGUCUCAGGCGGGGCUCCUGACUUCCUUUGUGUCACCCCAACUCCUCCGACUCUACCAGCUGCUGCUCUUCACCCUGCCGGGGACCCCAGUGUUCAGCUAUGGAGAUGAGAUUGGCCUGGAGGGAGCUGGCCUUCCUGGACAGCCUGUGAAGGCCCCGGUCAUGCUGUGGGAUGAAUCCAGCUUUCCCAACACCUCAGCAUCUAUAAACAUCAGCAUGACUGUGAAGGGCCAGAGUGAGGACCCUAAAUCCCUCCUCUCCCUUUUCCGCUGGCUGAGUGAUCAGCGGGGUAAGGAACGCUCCCUGCUGCAUGGAGACUUCUACGAUCUCUCUUCGGGGCCUGACCUCUUCUCCUACAUCCGCCAGUGGGACCAGAACGAGCGUUUCCUCGUAGUGCUCAACUUUGGGGAUGUGGGCCAACUGGCCAGGCUGCGGGCCUCCAGCCUGCCCACCGGCACCAGCUUGCCAGCCAGGGUGGAUCUGCUGCUCAGCACCCAGCCAGGCCGUGAGGAGGGCACCUCCCUUGAGCUGGAGCACCUGAACCUACAACCUCAUGAGGGGCUGCUGCUCCGCUUCCCCUACGUGGCCUGACCUGGGCCCACUACCCUUCCCCCCAUCCCCUGGCCCUUUGGGUUCUGAUUUCUCUCUCUUCUUUUUUUUAAACUGUUACAGAUGAACCCCCAAAUAGGGUGUUUUCUGGUUUCAAAUAAAAGUCACUCCUGCCUGGUGA
Messenger RNA from Bubalus bubalis (water buffalo), 1854 nucleotides. It is a transcript of the gene SLC3A2, whose product is annotated as solute carrier family 3 member 2. The record is from RefSeq and is a predicted model, not a curated record. Lineage: Eukaryota; Metazoa; Chordata; Mammalia; Artiodactyla; Bovidae. Gene Ontology annotation, biological process: carbohydrate metabolic process; amino acid transport. The transcript has 9 exons. Bases 171 to 1715 code for a protein of 514 amino acids.